Coffea arabica (coffee) is the source of this 885-nucleotide messenger RNA. NCBI's taxonomy places the organism in Eukaryota, Viridiplantae, Streptophyta, Magnoliopsida, Gentianales, Rubiaceae. The record is from RefSeq and is a predicted model, not a curated record.
AUGGAUAACGCCCUUACCAUAGCUCGAUUGAGGAAGUUGAAGCGGAUGCAUAAGAUUUCUUUGUUAGCUUUGUGCAAGCCAAAGGUGGGUCGCGAGCGUCUCGAUAUUAUUCGUCGAAAGUUAGGCUUCUCUCAGGCUGUCUCUAAUGAGGAGAGCAGGUUGUGGGUGAUGUUUGACCACGACUUCAAUUGCUACUUGUUGGCUGCCUUACCUCAGUUUUUGGUUUGGAGUUCCUUUGUUGAGGUCUUUGUUCAUGCUUCGUGUGUUACCCACGAUCGUGAGGUGCUCUGGCAUCAAUUGGUGGGGGUGUGCCCACGAGGGGGACUGGUGAUAGUUCUAGGAGAUUUUAAUGUUAUUAUUGGCGCCAAUGAAAAGAAAAGGGGGCGUCCCUUUUGCGCUAGGGAGUCGGAAUCCUUCCUAGGCUUUAUUGAGGAUGCUGAGUUGACAGACUUGGGGUUCACUGGGUCUCAGUUUACGUGGUGUAACAACCGUUGGAGCAGAGCCAGGGUUUGGAAGCGCUUGGACAGGGUUUUCGUUAACCAGAAGUGGUUGAAUUUAGCGGUGACCACGUCGGUCACUCAUUUGAGUAGGGUUGCCUCUGAUCACUCCCCUUUGUUAGUAUCUUGCUCUAUGGUGGUGGGUGGGGCUCCUACAAGCUUUCGAUUCCUUGAUGUUUGGAGGUCGCAUGCUGAGUUCCAGAGUGCAUUGCGCAGAUGGAAUAAGGAGGUUUUUGGAAAUAUAUUUGACCGUGUGAGGGAACAUGAGGAAAUGGUCUUGGCUCUGAAAUGCUCCUUAGAGGAGGGUUCAUUGGAGGAAGGGCAAUAUCAGCUGGCACAGGCUCAGGGUGAACUCAAGCAGUCUUUGCUUCGGGAGGCGGCUUAUUAG